Molecule: messenger RNA, 459 nt
Organism: Perkinsus marinus ATCC 50983
Lineage: Eukaryota; Perkinsozoa; Perkinsida; Perkinsidae
Product: sideroflexin, putative
Exons: 4
Coding region: 1-459 (152 amino acids)
Biological process (GO): monoatomic ion transport; mitochondrial transmembrane transport
Cellular component (GO): mitochondrial inner membrane
Molecular function (GO): monoatomic ion transmembrane transporter activity
Source: RefSeq, a predicted model, not a curated record
AUGACAUCCAAUAGCGCAACUGGUGGUGCAGUAGGAUCAUAUAUCGAUCGCUAUAGACAUUUCCUGUCUUUGACGGACCCAAGGACCAUGGCACCAGGGACAUUCUUUGGCAUGACCCUUACUGAGGCUCGUAGCAUAGUAGAUGGUAAAUCGAGUGUGAUUACAGCUAAGGAUAGAGUUAUAGCUAAGAGGAUAGUACAGGCAUCAGUCCAUCCUGACACUGGUGAGACUAUUCUAUUACCUCUGCGUAUGGCUGGUUUCGUAUCUUUCGGAUCAAUACCUGUGAUAGGGAUGCUAACACUAGCUGGGUUCCGUAAUAACCCCACAUUGGGUACUGCGGUAUGGCAGUUCAUCAACCAAAGUCAUAAUGCCUUAUUCAACUAUGCUAACCGUAAUGCUAGUGCAGAGGUCAGCUGUAAAGACCCUAACGUAAUGAAGGAGGCCCAGCGACGGUCAUAA